AUGUUCCUGAUCAUCUGUCGUAAUUUGUGCGCCAAUCAUGCGGCUCACCGUAUCUUCAUCCUACUUUUGCAUAUGAAUAUUGCCGAUCUGAUCGUAACAUUUGAAUAUUUGCCGAAACAGAUUAUUCAUUCGAGUACCACCUAUUGGUACGGUGGUGAUUUGUUAUGCAAAAUAACUCGUUUUUUUGAUAUAUUCGGUGUAUCAUUAUCAUCCGCUGUUCUGGUCUGUAUGUGCAUCGAUCGUUGGCUCUCAGUAUAUCGACCAUUUUCGGUCGGUAUAUUUAUGGUAGCAAGUCAUCCAUGUAACGAGUUGCUAACACAGUGCAUUGCACGUGAUUAUGUCGGUCUCCUGGAUUCACGCUAUGUCUUAGCGUAUACCAUAGCUACAGCAUUCUAUAUCUACUUCAUACCGCUCUGUGUGAUAAUCUAUUGCUACAGUCAGAUUCACUAUCGCCUGAGGGCAUCUGAAGCAUUGCAGCACUGUUCAAGCAGGGAAUCAUAUCGGUUGAAAAUGCGAAAAGCUAAAAUGAAAACAGUGCGAAUGACUUGGAGCAUUGUUACUUUUUUCCUGCUUUGCUGGACACCGUACUACCUUGCUGCGACGUUGCAUUUCAUCGAUAUCGACUACAAGACCGGUCGAUCGCGGAAGAAUAUCGUUAUUCCAUCGUUUGUGCUAAAAAUCUUGUACAUGUUUGCAACCAUGAACAGCUCCUUUAAUGGCUAUGUUUAUGGAUAUUUUACAUUCAAUAUUGGCAGGGAACUACGUGAUCUUAAAGCAUUUUUAUUGGAAAAGUUUAUACGUAGUGGAAACGAUAAAGAUCCAGAACAGUUCAUCUACAAACAACGCCAUUACUGUUUUCAGAAAAUGAUUCCUCGGCCGCGUCGAUUUCGCGCUUGUUCCUCAACAAUUUGA
Molecule: messenger RNA, 912 nt
Organism: Gongylonema pulchrum
Lineage: Eukaryota; Metazoa; Nematoda; Chromadorea; Rhabditida; Gongylonematidae
Source: the annotation of a GenBank genome assembly